UAUGACACUCAAAUUAAGGGAGAACUGGAAUCAGAACUGACUUUUGACUUCAAGUGCUUGCAUUUUCCACUUCUUCAUGCUGUCUUAAAACCAUGUUUCUGUACUUCAAUGAUGACAAUAGUCAACCCCAACUUAUGGGAUUACAAAUUAUUUUUAAUGUUUUUGCUUAUAUAUUUUACCUGAUUUUUCUACAAUGACUGUACAUUAAUUGAAUAAAAAUAUCUAAAAUUAAAAUUUUUAAUGUGUAUUCUUUCAAAAGGCAGAAUUAAGCUUUAUUUUUCCAACUUGCCCUCACACUCAAAUCCCCAACCUCAUCCAAAUUUCUCAGAAGCAAGAAGCAAUCUGAAUUACUGCCAUCCUCAAGGGUGGACAGGGAUUUAAUUUUUCUAGAAUUAAGUGGGCUUGAGAAAGGGUAGGCAUUUGGAUAGGACUAAAGCCUCAGAGGCAGUGCUGUGACCUUAGUGUAAAUUGUCCUCCUCUCCUCUAAGGGCUCUGUCAGUAUACAGAUGCUGCCUCUCUACCCCACAGCAUAGCUUGUGCCGUGAGGACUGAUGAUUAUGCAGAAAACUGUGAUGUCAGCAUGGUUCAUGUUGAGUGAUGCACUUCCUUUCCCCCAGCACAGUUAUCACCCCUAGAGAAACUCUUAUUUGUGUACUUCCUGCAAUAAACCCAUUACUUUUUGUGGACCCAGGGCAUGCCUCAUGUACCCUGUACUUUGUUCUCCACUAUUCUCUCUGCCUUAUACUGUUAGCAAUUACCCAAUACCUAGGAUUUUUGUCUUCAGAAGUGCAUUAGAUACUAGUCAAGUAACAGAUCACUGAAACUGAUGGGCUAAUUCACAUUAAAAUACAAAUGCCUAAUACCAGCUCACUGGAGUCAUUUCUCUUGACAUUAUCUGCAUUUUAAGGAAUUACACCUUAAUCUCCUGUAUCAGUUGGGGAUGGAUCAUGGAAGCAGAGUAAUCUACACAUGGAUUUCUUAUGGAUAGUAGAUCUUAUGCAUCCGUAGUGAAUAAUCUAUGGAAGGCUGUUGCCUCUUUGUUGUGAUGGGACUGAGGUCAUGUCAGGUCAAUGUGGCAAUAGGCGGGAGAAGUAUAUUACAGGAAGUUAGGGAUAACUAUGACAAAGUGAAACCCACAAGGACAAAUGGGUCCUGUGUCUGUCUGUCAACCCCUCAUACCUCAGGGGGCAGAUGACCUGCAAAAGCAGCUGGUGCCCUUCACAUCAAGAGAAACUGAGGGAGCUAUAGGUCUGGCUGCUAGCCAUGCCAAGGAGGUGAACCAGCAGAUCAGUAAGAGGACGUAUGAGCUACAGUGGCGCUUGGCACCCUACACCUUCAGAGUGUGCUUAGAUUGCUGCUUCCACAUUCAGAUUCUCAUGUAAAUUGCUUUUGUAGCCAACCCAACCUGGAGCCAACAGGGAAGGGAAUUCUGGGAAAAAUGGCUCAAGCUUACUCAGACCAACACACUACAAAACCCCCACAGUUCCUAAAAUCAAUAUCGAAGGGUAGCUUUUCAGAUUCAUUUACUGGCCAGUAGAGAUGCUGAAGGUAGAGGGUGGGUGCACAGAUGUGUAAAGGUAGGGGGAGGAGGUGAAGGGGGCUUUCUUGGUAGCUUUUACCAUGUGUCUGUAAGAGAAGCUUAGGAAAGUCAGAUAGGCGCUAAGUAUGUAUUACAUGGUCACAAAUGUUUAUAAAUAUAUGUGUCCAAAAAGAAAAGCUUACAAUUGGAUCAAAGUUACGUCAGAAGUACCGAAGGAUACUCAAGGGAUUCUGAGUGCUUCCACUGGAUACUGUGGCAGCCCCUUCCCCUUCCCUUGCGCCCCUCUCCUCUUCCUCUGAGUGCUGGGCAGCACAAGGGGAAGGAAGCCAUGGGAGAAAGGGACAAGAGUAACCAGAAGCUCCUCGAGGGCCAUAGAGGGGAGCCCCUAAAGUUUUGCCAGUUUUCUUCUGUGGCAGAAGCUAGCUGUUCUCAGUGUGUCAGAACGGAAUGGAACAAUAGGCUUUUGGCCACCAAAGGUUUGGUUCCAGAAACAUUUCCUCUCUGUGGAGGAACAGUGCGUGGGGUGAGAUGAUAAAAGCGGAUGGAAGGCAAUUCUUCCCAAAGCCCAGACCUUGAAGUGGCCCCAGAAGGUGUGGACGUGCCUGAGUUUUGCUGUUCUCUUCUUCGUUAGACAGAUCCGUAGUUCAAUGGGAACCUUUAUGGGUCAUGUGUACCCAGGAUUGUUCCUAGUCUUACAUGGAUUGUAUCAGGCAAUAGUCAUCUCCAAAGCCGUGAUAUUCAAUGUCUCUCCUUAUCAUUCAUGUCCUUCCACGAAUAAGGGACGAUGGGCCAGGCUGUGGAAAAUUUCCUAUGGAGGUUUGCUGAAGGUGGUGACUGGCUCCAUCCUGGUAGCUUAUGAGAUCAGCAGAAUUGAAGGGGGUUUGGUUCCGAUGAGCAGGGAACUGCCACCCAGGUUCAAGUACCUCAAAGAGUGGCAGCACCUCACCGUAUUCAUCAUCCUCACCCUCAAUGGCUGUGUAGACAUCAUGAGCAAGAACCUGCUGCCUUGGAGGUGUGCAUCCCUGGAGAAAGGCGCCCUGGCCCUGACCUUCUACGUGCUCCUGCCACUGUUGGCAUCUCACGUCCAGGUCUCAACGGGGGUGGAGCUGCAGGUUCAUUGUCUGUUCACCUUGGUGGUGCUCCUGACGAUGCUGGUGCUGACUGGACAGCUGUGGGACCCUGACAGGUUCAGUCUCUCCCUGAUGGAGACCCCUCUGUUCCUGAUCAUGGGCUCCUGGCUGAUGCAGGCAGGCUUCAUUCUGUACAGACCAGUCACUGGCUACCCCUGGCAGGACGAGGACAUCAGUGAUAUCAUGUUUGUCACCACCUUCUUGCACAUGGUGAUCAAUGCUUUCGGCCUGCUGGGGAUCUACGGCAUCUCCUCCUUUUGGCACGGGUAUUACAGUCCCAGCUUGACGCUGACGGGGUCUGAAGCAGCUCUGUGCUCCAGGAGGAUGGUGGGAUGGCUCUACAGAUUGCCCAGGGUGGAGCUGUCGGAGAGGGAUGACCAGGCUCUUCUCCUUUCCAAGAGCUCCCCUGACACAGGGCCCAAAAAGCCUGGCACAGGUCCACCCCAUCUUCCUCCUUGGGUUCUCUCUCACUCAUGUGCACUGGGCCCCCUUCAGUCCCCGGGGAAGGAGAGCAGUUGGUCCACAGCUGGCACGUCUGCUGUCCCUGAACCUCUACUCACUGAGGAGGUGAGCGGACAGGGGCCUGAGGAAGGGCGGCUGGUGGGAUUGCUGGGGUGAGGGGAGAGGGCCAGGGGAAUGGGUAGUGCGCAAGGAAAGCCAUGGGGGAAGAGAAAGCUUCUGCUUUUGAAGGCCUUUGAAGGGAGGAGAGCAGAGUCCAGCAGUCAUGCCACCAGCUGCUUCUCAGGCACAAGUGAUACCUUUUACCUGAGGGAAUGAUGAUUUCUCACAAUUCAAAACUGGAGUCAUUCAAGUCUCAUCCUGAUAAAGACAAGUGGGUACUUCUGUUUGCUCACCAAAGUGGUGCCAUCAUGUGGAAGCAGCAUAAGCAUAAUUUGUAAUUAAUUUAUUCAGGUUGAAAUUAUGCUCUUUUUGCUCCCCUCUCUCCCCACCCCAGCUCAUUUUUAAGGAUUGACUUCAUUUCAAAUGCAAAUUCAGGAAGUCAGACUUUAUUAAUGCUUGAAUGGUGACAUUUUAAAUUUGCAGAAUUCAAGUUUUUAUAGAAUUCAAAUGUUCAAAUACUCCCCCAACUUCAUAUUUUAUUCCUACUAAGUCAAAGCUUACUUAUUUUACCAUCACCACCUACAUACAUGUAAUUUACUGGAUCUUAUUCUUGAGUCUUUGCCAAUUUCACUCCCUUGCAUCCCACAGAAUGCCAUCCUACAAUCACAUGUUUACCAUGCUUUCUGGUACCCAGCAUAAAGCCCCCCAGGCUUUAUCCCCAAGGAGGCCCUCUCCAAGAACUCUUACUGAUCCCUUAGGCAUUUAUACUAAACCCACCUUGUUAAGUUGCUCAUACAGCUGAUACACUUUGUUUUGUUCUGUUUCUGAAACCAUUUCCCUUGGGAAGGUUUUUUCUCAUCAUCUAAAGUGUAGAAUUCUGAAGGGUAAGGACUUUACCACAUCCAAGUUGCGUAAUUUCCUAUGUAUGCCUCACAUAUACAGUAUAGGUGAUGCUUAAUAAAGACUUAGUUGCUUCCAGAAUCUCUGCCUGCCUCUGUUCCUUCUAAAUAUGUUGCCAGACAGGUCUGAGGUUCUGGGAGACUCUGAAAGACACCAAGAACCCUAAGGCCUGAGUCACCUCCUUAGUAAUGGGUCCACUCUCUUCCUCAUUCUUGGGAUAACAAAAUCCAGUAACCUGUCUUUGAACUGUUUACUUUGUCAUUGUUCUUGAAUCCUCACAGGCAUUCCUAUAAGGAACCUCCAGAGCACGGAAACUCAGCAGGGCGAGUUGCCCAAGCCUCAUAGCUGGUACACGGCCAAACAGGAAUUCACCUGCCAGUGCGUCUUACUCAAGCCGGUGACUGUGUCCCCGGGGCCACAGUGACUUUGCUAAUGGCAAUGGAGAAGGGACUGAUUCUCAAAAUGAAACUGUUAGAAAAGAGAGAAAGAGAAAGAAAGAAGGAAAGAGAGAGAGAUAAAAAA
Messenger RNA from Manis pentadactyla (Chinese pangolin), 4653 nucleotides. RefSeq names its product transmembrane epididymal protein 1 (gene TEDDM1). NCBI's taxonomy places the organism in Eukaryota, Metazoa, Chordata, Mammalia, Pholidota, Manidae. The record is from RefSeq and is a predicted model, not a curated record.